GUCGCAUAAUCCCGAUAUAAGCUCCGAGUGCACCGAGACACAUUCAUUACCAAACGCCACAUGAUAGUGUAUGUGAAGGCAAACUUAGAAGCAUCUUUAGCUCGGCAUAUUCCAGAUUAAGUCUUAUACAGUGGAAAAAAUCAGGUUUGUCUUUCGAGGAUUCAUACAUUUUUUAAUUUCCUUUUAUCGUUAGCGGGGUUAACGUAACAUUCAAGACGCUAGUAUUUGGGCUAGACAUUCUUUUCUUCUCGAAGCCGGGCUUUUGUCGGUCGAGUCAAGUAUACAUGUACUGAGUAUAUGAGCGGAGUAAGCACAAACUCUUACGAGCGCGCUGCUAAUGAACGUUUGGUUGGAAAGAGUAAGCGGUAACGCACUACUGCCAAACACACUUUCACAGGAUGUUAUGUCAUAAAUUUUCUGAUAAAUAAAGCUAAUAAUAUGUAUAUCUUAGAUAAUCGCCUUAGGGUGUUUUAUUACGAAAUGCCAAAGACUAAGACGGGGUCUUCAAGUCAACGAAACUGCGCAGCUUAUUCAGAACCUCCAAAUGAAUUAAAAGUCCUAGUUGAAGCAAAAUUCAAACGUGCACGUGGAUUUGUCAUUCCCUUGAUCCUUUUAAGCGUCGCUACUCAUGAACAAAUACGAAAAAACAAGUCACGUUUCACAAUGUCCUAAAUGUAUAUUGUAUUGUUUGGUAAUUGAAUUUACAAACUACAGUCUGCAUCAGUGAUUACUGAGCUGUCGGUCUUUGGGCGGAGCCUAGGAAAAGCUGAAAGUAGUACAGAUUUCUAGCUCUAACUGAUCAAGAUUUUAUGCGUUUGGUUUAUGCAUGGUUUGCGUCCCUUUUCGCUUACCACGGUUCUUUCUUCUUAAUCGUGGUGAGCAUCAUUAUCGGCCAAUCGAUGAAGGUGUUUAUGUCCUACUUUUUUUAUUAAUAAAAUCUCCUAGUCGUUAUAGAAAUGAAUACUGGCAUACAAGAGCGAAGCACUUUUUGAGUUGAUGCACGUGACUCUCUCAGGUCAUACAUUACUUUACAUUGGAAUCCGCUUAUUUUUUCACGUUUUCAAAGGGCCUCAAAGAAUACAUUUAUCAAGAUUUUUUACCCUGAAAUCUCCUUGAUAUCUACAGCUAAGAAUUAACGAUGGCAGUCGCUCAAAAGCGAAUGGGUAGAGUUUCACUCAACAAUGAACCAAACUGGGUUACUGGAGAUGUAGGGAGCCUUCCGGCUGAGACAUCCAGAAAACGUCCUCAAGUAGCUAUGACUCAGAAAGCAGCCAAAGAGGCUAAAAAGAAGAGGUCGGAAGAAGAGAAAGAACCCAUUCAACAAAGUGAUCUUUUGAAACCACUUAUGAUGGACAUUUCAAAAAAGGGCCUAAAUUUCGCGUUCCAAAAAUGGAUCCAGCGCUUGGAGAAUCCCCAGAAGCGUACAAAGACUCAAAAACCGAAGAAAGUGAUCGUGGUUGGAGCUGGAAUGGCAGGGCUGGUAGCUGCAUACGAGCUGGAGCAAGUAGGUCAUGAUGUGAUACUAUUGGAGAGUCAGAUGCGAGUAGGCGGCAGAAUACAUACCCUUGGGGAAAAAGAUGGUUUUGAAAAGGAACUUUGUGCUGAGGGUAAGCCGUGUUUUAGAAAAGAUUGGUGGCUUUAUGUCGCCUUAACAGGGUUCUAAUUUUUUUAUUCCCUUGUUUUUUCUACACCGGUCUUUGCAUGAUUUAGUAACCGUAUUCGGAGCAAUUACUUAUUGUGAAGACGUAAUGUUUAGCAACGAGAAGAGGGCUGGACGUGCCUGUCGGUUAAACACUGGUCCACCCCUGUAAUAAACUUAGCCUAAUUCAGGAGUUCAGUAACCGGAGAGUGAAGCGAAAUAGAGGGCGAAGAAAAAAAAUAGAAGGGGAGUGAGAAGCAGAAAACGGAGUCACUCUCCCCCCCGCCCCCUCCCUACAUCGCGCCCCGCUGCUAUUUUAUCCCACUCACUACUCUUUGCACCGUCCCCGCUAUCGGAAUGCCUGAAACAAACGGCAGUAAACUGUUCUAGUCUAACACAAUUUUUGCUUCUUUUAUUGUCUUGUCCCAGCUGGUGCUAUGAGGCUGCCAUGUCCCCCGGACGCCAAAGAAAAGACCCACUUCCUGACAGAUUUUUAUGCCUCUGCCAAGCGGUUUAAUCUUCCCUUGGCACACUUUGCCAACUACAAUGAAAAUGCUUAUCUCAAGUUUUAUAACGAAGACGCUGUUCGAAUAAAGGGUAAGCACGAUUAGACAGCCUUGUCCUCGGGGAUUUCCCUUGAAACACUAGGCCCUUUUUCCCGCUGUCCCGCCUCUCCCUUUCUUAAGGGAGAUGCCCCGGGGCAGCGAGGUUGCAAAUAGAAACCUUUCGAUUGUAUUGAGGGGUAGAACCUCUAACUAUGAUAUUAGAUGUAACCCCAUAAUUUAAACAGUAUGGUGGUCUGUGGUCUGCCUCUAGAGUGACACUCUCUUUUUUGGCCUAAAAGGGUAUGCCACCGAACAGUGUAUGGUCUUCGGAAUCUUGAGUCUUACACAGGGUUUUAAUUAUAAGUUCACUGUUUAGCGUCAUUUAGCGCCUUGGACAUACAAGGCGUCUUUUUGGACAGGAAGCCUUGAACAAGGUGUGAACUUUGGCGGUGGCCACGCCCACGCCCACAUGUGAUCUAAUAUCUAAUGUAAUCUAAUUCUGUGAUGUUAGGUAUAAAAAAUACUAAAUUAUGCAUGCCAAAUGAAAUGAAUCGCGUUCACGAGAAAAGGACGAUCUUUUUUCGUCUUUUUGCGAAAACUCAACCGAGCAAUUUAUAAGCUUGUAGCUAACUGAACGGCUAAAUGCAGUUUUUUUAUUUUCUUUUCUCCCACAGGAUCAGGGUUUGAAAACCUUGGUUUCGGCACAAUGUGUCCAACGACACCCAUAAGUCCUUUUGACUGUGUUUCGAAUUUUCCUCCCCCAUGUGGAGGUCUGCUGCACAACGUUUAUACGCCUUUAUUGCGUAAUUCGAAAUACGGCUGAUGGGUUGAUCGGUGGCAUAGUGAAAAUUGUUAUCUUUUGCAAUGAAACACUCUGAGACAAUAACUAAAUAUUUUAUCUUUAAUUGAAACAGAAUGGGACAACGCAAAUUUCGACAAACUUUGGCCUGGAUGGAAUGAUACCCUCAAAGAAAAUGGAGUAGAAGGCAUCGCAAGUAUCGGUAAGCCUGAAAUAAGCUUAACUGUACAACUGACUAUCGUUGUUCAGUAGUGGUUAGAACUGAACUUUGCCGCCCUUUAAUUAUAUACAUAAAAGUACAAAUGUAUAGAAACAUAAAGGCGAGCAAGCCCAAUAUAGAAAUCACCGCGCUUUUAAUCAACGGUUUCGUCGAUUAGUUUUUCGAAUGAGCAGACUCAAAUUGGAAUUCAAAUAAAUAAAUUAAGGGUGGAUCUGCAAGCAAGGUUAUUCUACAUCAGAUAUCGUAUUGCGUUCAGCAUAAUUAGGCUAAAAUGAAAACAAACGGGGAAACAGAAAAAAUUGAUAUAAAUAAAGGUUUAUGACCUGGGACAGAAAGAAGCUGAAGAAGGGAGGAAACACUGGGUUUCGAAUAGAAUGAGGAGUAUUAAAGAAAAUGUCAUUAGGUUGAAAAGGAACAGUAACAAAAUCGGCGAUGCAUUGGAAAAUCACUUUUUUAAUUAGCGAGCUUAAUUUAAUUAGAGACAAUAUUACAAACCCCCUUCUUUUUUGGUGAAAUUGCUGUGCGUAGUUUUUUCUAAAAUUUCAUCUUCAUCUCACUGCAGAUGACUACUAUAAUUGUACCACUAAAGUCAUAACAGACCAGCUGCGUGACCUUCUUGAUAAUCCUGACGUUAAACCAUGCGAUGCCUGGAAAGAAUGGAUUGAUAUCUGGAGUCAGUUCUCACUUGAUGGGUUCCUACAAAGUAGCUACGAAGCCGUCAUGACAAAAGUCAGGAACAAAGCCCGCAAAAUCUCUCUGAAAGGCCUCCAAGAGCUUAAGAAGUACCUUCCUUGGACAGAUGCUGCCAUCACUGCCUACAGCGUUUUUAGCUACACAGAGCAGCUUGACCAAAGUCUGGUUCAAUACCUCCGUGAUCAGCUAGGACAGUGGUGGGCGCCAAACAUGCACCGUAUUGUGGGAGGGACGUCUUUGUUGCCAGAAGCCUUCACCGAGCCUAAUAAAGGAAGAGGCUGGAAUCCCGACGUCCACCUUCACAAGAAAAUCCUCCUCAAUCGUACAGUCAAAGAGAUUCUCUACACAUUUGAUGAGGAUGACACUGAAAAAAAUCAAGUGGUGGUCAAAGGCUAUUUCAGCAACAGCCGACAGCCUUUUCAGGUCGAGGGAGAUGCUGUUAUAGUAGCCACUCCAAUCAACAUUCUUAGACAAAUCAAGUUCACGCCCAACGAUACUACUACUCCGCCUCCACCACAGCGCUUUCACAAGGCCAUAGAAGACAUCUUUACAGGUGCUGCGACUAAAAUAUUCAUACAGACCAAGACGAGAUUUUGGGAGGAUGAGGGAAUCAAAGGGGGAUUCUCCAAAACAAAUCUUCCCAUUGGUCAGCUCCAUUAUCCAAGUAACCGCGACGGGGACCAUCCCGGGGAAAAGGGCAUCCUAUUGGUCUACACGUGGAAAUCGGAGGCCCUACUUUUUGGUUCCCUUGAUCCUCAAACUGCGGUACACGAAGCAGUAGAGCAAAUAGCCACCAUUCACCCACAGAUCAAAGAGCAGGUUGAAACGGGUGCCGUCUGCGCGUGGUACAACCGACCGAACGCUCAAGGAGCAUACGCCCUACUCAAACCCACCCAGUACCAAAACGUCCGCUACCUUAUGGAAUACCCAAUGGCAAACAUCUUCUUUGCUGGAGACGGCCUUUCCUUUGCUACAGGAUGGAUUCAGGGUGCCUUGGAGUCCGGUUUACGAGCCGCGUUUCAGUUUUAUAUUCGCAACGAGGGUGAAUGGCCUAAGGAAGAGAACUGACCUUGCUGAACGUUUACUUCUGCCAGUGUGUAAAAGUUGAAACUAACGGUACCAUGGAGUAAUUUUUUGGGGCAGUAAACCCUGGUUCAUGCGUAUUUCGGUGUGUUUUUCUAAGUUUGAAACAAGUAUCACGAAUUAUUCUGGUAAGGCUAGGGCUCCACACGAUCAAGGAAAGAGGUCGUAAAAAA
Molecule: messenger RNA, 5152 nt
Organism: Porites lobata
Lineage: Eukaryota; Metazoa; Cnidaria; Anthozoa; Scleractinia; Poritidae
Source: the annotation of a GenBank genome assembly